This is a messenger RNA of Amphimedon queenslandica, 2212 nucleotides long. RefSeq lists its product as uncharacterized. Gene Ontology annotation, molecular function: GTP binding; protein binding. The transcript has a single exon. Lineage: Eukaryota; Metazoa; Porifera; Demospongiae; Haplosclerida; Niphatidae. The record is from RefSeq and is a predicted model, not a curated record. The annotation marks the transcript as partial.
AUGCAUCAAGAUCUUUGUCAAAAAGUUAAGCAAUUCUCUGCUUUUUGUGAGGCUAAUGCUGGAAGUAAGGAAGUAUCAUUCAUUGUCACAGACAACAGUGAAGACGAUGUCACAGAUGAUACUACAAGCAAAGGGGCAGUCAUAAUGCACUAUGAGAAUGGAAUACCAUAUCGUGAGUUUGAUCCUCCUGGUCGACCAGGAAAACCAAAACCCAUUAGUGUAGAGCACGAUAGCAUAAAGCUGCAAUGGAAAGCAUCUAGGGUUAUUGAUAAUGAGUCAAAAUUUGCUAAAAUUUGGCUUGUUUUGUACCAAAUGAUAAUUUUUAUAGUCACUAGCAUUGGCAAUUUUAUAAAAAAAUUGUGGGCUUUAAUUGGACCAAAUGCAUACCAUUUUAGCUCAUCAGAAACACUAGAUAGCUCAUCAAGCAUUGACUGCUACACAAUCAGUCUGCAGUGCAUCAAUGAAUCACCAUCAAACAGGUGGCAUAAUCAAAGGACAAAAGGAAAUGAAACAACUAUUACACUCAGUAAUUUAAAGCCAGAUACAAAGUAUAUAGCCAAGGUACGUGCUGAAUGUAGUUUGGGUCACAGUGAAGAAAGUGAGAUUAGUGAGAUUAUACAAACUAAAUUGCCAAUGGUCGAUUAUAGGCUAGAGAAUAUCAUUGCUAAAUCAACAGUCAUUGAAGCUGGGCCACCUGUAGUGUAUCAAAUUCAUGCUAGGCCAUUAGACCUUAAAAAAAGCAAUAUUGCCAAAGUGGAGUUUGGUAUUCCUGUUGUUCCUCAUAAACCAACAAGAGUACUAAUGGUUGUUGGAGCUACUGGAGCUGGGAAAAGCACAUUAAUCAAUGCAAUGGUCAACUUUUUACUAGGAGUGAAGUGGGAACAUGAAUUUCGUCUGAAACUAAUUCAUGAUGAGGUAAGUCAGAGCCAGGCACAUAGUCAAACACAAAUGAUCACUGCUUACACUUUUUACUGGCAAAAAGGUUCUCCAUUAAAUUGCAACUUAACCAUCAUUGAUACACCUGGGUUUGGUGACACUCGUGGCCUAAAAAGAGAUCAAGAGAUCACAAGACACAUACGAGAGUUUUUUGAACUGAAGGGUAGGGAUGGGUUGGAUUCAUUGCAUGGGAUUGGUUUUGUUACUCAAGCAUCACUAGCAAGAUUAACUCCAACUCAAAAAUACAUUUCUGACUCAAUCCUUUCUAUUUUUGGAAAAGAUAUCAAGGAUAAUAUCUUCAUCAUGACAACUUUUGCUGAUGGUGCUGAUCCACCAGUAAUGGGAGCUAUAAGAGAAGCAAAUAUCCCUCAUGCAAGUUUCUUUCCUUUCAAUAAUUCUGCCCUUUUUGCUCAUUCUGAUGGUAAGGCAGAUUUUUCUAAAAUGUUUUGGAAUAUGGGAUAUGCCAGUUUAAGAGAUUUUUUUAUUGAGUUUCAACAAUCAGGUGUUGUCAGUCUCCAGAUGACUCGUGAAGUUUUACAUGAACGCCAGCAACUAGAAACAAUUGUUAAUGGUAUUCAACCAAAAAUCAAUGCAGGACUAGCAAAAAUUGAUGAACUAAAACAAGAAGAAGAAAUGCUGAAGGCAAAUGAAUCGAAAAUAUUAGCAAAUAAAGAUUUUAAAUAUAAAGUAAAAGUCACCAAACAACGGCAGAUCCCACUUCCUCAUGGCCAAUAUGUUACUAAUUGUGUCUAUUGCAGUAUUACAUGCCAUAACGAUUGUAUCUAUGGUAAUGAUAAAGAUAAAUGGAAAUGUUGUGCAAUGUCUGGUAAUGAGAGUAAUGCAACUUGUAAGGUUUGUGUCAAUCAUUGUAGCUGGGAGAAGCAUUUCAAUAAUGGAUAUAUUUUUGAGUUUUAUGAGGAAAUGGAAACAAGGACAUCACAAGAGCUUUAUGAACGAUACACUGAAGCAAAAACAGCAAAAGAUAAACUUGAGUAUAUAAUUCAAGAAAUUGAAAAAGAGCUUCAGGAAAUGCAACGUGUUGUUCUGUACAACAUACGUAAAGCUCGCAAGUGUCUACAGCGUCUUGAUGAGAUUGCACUUAAGCCAAAUCCACUAACUGAAGUGGAGUACAUUGACCUACUCAUUAAAUCUGAAGAACAACAAAAAAAUGCUGGUUGGGAGAAGCGCAUAGAUUACUUUUAUGAAGUUCGGCAACAAGCUGAGUUACUAGCUACUGUAACAGAUGAAGAAGCAUUUGAAAAACUGGCUUGUGAAG